Messenger RNA from Abrus precatorius (Indian licorice), 6225 nucleotides. RefSeq names its product protein translocase subunit SECA2, chloroplastic. Lineage: Eukaryota; Viridiplantae; Streptophyta; Magnoliopsida; Fabales; Fabaceae. Gene Ontology annotation, cellular component: chloroplast envelope; membrane. The record is from RefSeq and is a predicted model, not a curated record. The transcript has 35 exons. Bases 28 to 5454 code for a protein of 1808 amino acids. Gene Ontology annotation, molecular function: ABC-type protein transporter activity; protein binding; protein kinase activity. Gene Ontology annotation, biological process: protein import; protein phosphorylation; protein targeting.
UGUUGGCUGUGUUUGUCACCGCCGGCGAUGGAGCUGCCGGAGUGCCCGGUGUGUCUUCAAUCCUAUGACGACCGUGACGCAGUUCCUCGGGUUCUAUCGUGUGGGCAUUCGGUUUGCGAAGCUUGUCUCGUGGAGCUUCCGCAGCGAUACCCUAACACCAUUCGGUGCCCCGCGUGUACUCAACUCGUCAAAUAUCCUUCACAACAAGGUCCUUCUUCUCUUCCCAAGAACAUCGACCUCCUCAGACUCUGUCUCCAACACUCCCCUUCUUCUCAUCAGUCGCGGAAACCCAAUCAACGAACGGUCAACGCUGACUAUGAUCGUUCUCCGUUCUGGUCCCAUGAAUUUUACACUGCUUGGAAGGAUUGGAUUCUUCCGCACGACGCCGUUUUGAUCGACGAGCAUGGUUUUGGCCAGUUUUGUUCAAGUUCUUCGUGUAAGGGUAGGGUUUGCUUCGGAGUUAACCGUAGAGUGAGUCUUGUUCCCGUUGUUUGUUUCCCUCCUGGGAAUUGUUCGAAGUUUAAGUUUAGUUAUGUUGCGUGGGUUAUCAAGUGUUUGGAGGGGAUGAACGAGGAUGCGAGGGGGGAGUUAGCUUUGAUUAUUGAAGCUUCCGUGAGGCAGGGUAGGGUGUGUAGCGUUUAUGGGUUGUGGAGUGAAGGGGUGGAUGGGAAUCUGUAUUUGGUGUGUGAGAGGCACCGUUGUAGUCUUUUGGACAAGUUUGAUCAAUUGAGAAAUGGGUUUGUUGGGGUGAAUGGGGAUGGUUCGGAAUUGGAUAGAGGUGGGAUUUUUAGUUUUGCGAUGAUUGGUUUGGGUGUAUGUGAAUCUGUGCUUGCUUUGAACUUGGAAGGUUUGUUUGCUGGAUAUUUGGGACUUUCUUGUUUCUCUUUGGAUGAGCUUGGUGGCAUUUGUGUUGAUUUGAGUGAGGCAUUGAUAAGGGGGAGGAAGUUUGUGGAGGCUAUUUCGGAUGAAGACAAAGAAGAAGCGAUAUGUAAGGUGGAAAAUGAGGUUUUCAUGAGCCCAGAGGUCUUGUGCAAGUUAUUGCACAAGGAGGCUAUUACUCCGGAUAGUGGGCAUUCAAGAUAUGGAAUUGGGUAUGGCUCAGAUGUAUGGUCAUUGGCUUGUGUACUGCUGCAGCUUCUUAUUGGAAAUGCGCUGCCUCGGAAUACCUUGGAAAUGAAUGAAGAGAAUGGCUUUGAUGUCUUAGCUAAUUACAUUUGUUGGGUGGAGAAAGUUAGUUCUGUUUUGGAAGAGAAACUACGGUCUGAAUAUCAAUCACUGAGGCAGACUCUUUGCAAAUGUUUGAACAUCAAUCCAGGAAGUCGUCCAGAUGUGGUGGAUGUAAGGAAAUGCAUUCAGGAUAUGUUAGUCAAACCUGAGUUUGAUUUUCUGGACAACUUGGAGGUCACAUUAAGUGGAAACAAGAAAGGUUGCUGCUUGGUUCUUGGAGAGUUAUGUCAGUUGCCUAAGGAAAGUUCUAAGAAAUCAAGAGACCAUGAGUUGCAGGAGAAAGAAGAUGGUGCUCAACCAGAUUUUGUUCAAUACAGCAAAGACAAACCUGAUGAAGACUUUGUUGCUGGCCUAUCUGAGGGAAUAACUGAACUUAAAGAUCUGAGAGGCCAUCUUGAUUGUAUCAGUGGAUUGGCUGUCGGGGGCGGAUAUCUAUUUAGCUCGUCAUUCGAUAAAACUGUCCAUGUAUGGUCCUUGCAGGACUUUUCUCACUUACACACAUUUAGAGGUCAUGAGAAUAAAGUGAUGGCUCUAGUUUAUGUAGACAAUGAAGAACCAUUGUGCAUAAGUGGUGACAGUGGAGGGGGCAUAUUUAUAUGGGGAAUUGUUACCCCUCUCAGGCAAGAUCCUUUGAGGAAAUGGUAUGAGAAGAAGGAUUGGCGCUUCAGUGGUAUCCAUUCCUUGGCUGUUUCCAGAAAUCUGUGUCUCUACACUGGAAGUGGAGAUAGAACAAUAAAAGCUUGGUCAUUAAAGGAUGGAACUUUGAUAUGCACAAUGACUGGCCAUAGAUCUGUAGUUUCCACACUUGCAAUUUGUGAUGAGGUUCUUUACAGCGGUAGUUGGGAUGGUACAGUUCGGUUGUGGAGUCUUAAUGAUCAUAGUCCAUUGACAUUUCUGGGGGAAGAUAUGCUGGGAGAGAUGAAGUCUAUCCUGGCUAUAACUGUUGAUAGGCACUUUCUUGUUGCAGGAUAUGAGAAUGGAUGCAUAAAGGUCUGGAGAAACGAUGUGUUCAUGAAUUCCAAAACAUUGCAUAAUGGGGCCAUUUUUGCUCUGAGUAUGCAGGGAAAUUGCCUUUAUACGGGAGGUUGGGACAAAAAUGUUAAUAUACAGGAAUUAUCUGGAGAUGAGUUUGAACUGGAUGUCAAAGCAUUUGGAUCCAUUCCAUGUAGUUCUGUUGUAACAGCUAUAUUAUGCAGCCAAGGAAAACUGUAUGUUGGAUAUGCUGACAAGUCCAUCAAGGAAAAUGUUGGUCGCGUUCAAAAGCGUUUCAGCGACUUCGCGAGCUUGAACUACUGGGUUGUUCGCGACUACUACCGUCUUGUGAACUCCGUCAAUGCCUUCGAGCCGCACAUUCAGGUGCUUUCCGACGAACAGUUGGCCGCGAAAACCCCCGAGUUUCGCCGCCGGCUCGCGCGUGGGGAUACACUUGCCGAUAUUCAAGCUGAGGCGUUCGCUGUUGUUCGUGAAGCUGCUCGAAGGAAGCUUGGAAUGCGCCAUUUUGAUGUUCAGAUUAUUGGUGGAGCAGUGCUGCAUGAUGGUUCCAUUGCUGAGAUGAAAACGGGGGAGGGGAAAACAUUGGUUUCCACACUAGCAGCGUACCUUAAUGCCCUUACCUCUGAGGGUGUCCAUGUUGUAACUGUCAAUGAUUAUUUAGCUCAACGUGAUGCUGAAUGGAUGGGACGUGUACAUCGUUUCUUGGGUCUUUCUGUUGGUCUUGUUCAGAGAGGAAUGGAUGCGGAAGAACGAAGAUUCAACUACGGAUGUGACAUAACAUAUACCAAUAAUUCAGAGCUUGGCUUUGAUUACUUGAGAGAUAAUCUUGCUGGAAAUAGUGAACAGCUUGUAAUGAGAUGGCCAAAGCCCUUUCAUUUUGCAAUUGUUGAUGAAGUGGAUUCUGUCCUGAUAGAUGAAGGAAGAAAUCCUUUGUUAAUCAGUGGUGAGGCUAGUAAAGACGCUGCACGAUAUCCUGUUGCUGCAAAAGUGGCUGAACUGCUUAUACGGGGCAUUCAUUACAAAGUGGAGCUGAAGGAUAAUUCAGUGGAGUUAACUGAGGAAGGAAUUGCUCUUGCCGAAAUGGCUCUUGAAACUAAAGACCUUUGGGAUGAAAACGAUCCUUGGGCUAGAUUUGUGAUGAACGCUUUAAAAGCUAAAGAAUUCUACCGACGAGAUGUGCAAUACAUUGUCCGAGAUGGAAAGGCUUUGAUUAUCAACGAGCUGACAGGAAGAGUUGAAGAGAAAAGAAGAUGGUCUGAGGGGAUUCAUCAGGCUGUGGAGGCAAAGGAAGGUUUGAAGAUUCAGGCAGAUUCUGUUGUUGUGGCACAGAUCACCUACCAGUCAUUAUUCAAGCUCUAUCCAAAGUUGUCAGGAAUGACUGGAACUGCCAAAACAGAAGAGAAAGAGUUCUUAAAAAUGUUCCAGAUGCCAGUCAUUGAAGUGCCCACAAAUCUUCCUAAUAUUCGUAAAGAUUUGCCUAUUCAAGCUUUUGCUACUGCUCGUGGGAAAUGGGAGCAAGUUCGCCGAGAAGUUGAAUAUAUGUUUAGACAAGGUCGCCCUGUCUUAGUUGGGACAACUAGUGUAGAAAAUUCGGAACUUUUGUCUGGUCUGCUUAGGGAAUGGAAUAUUCCUCAUAAUGUUCUGAAUGCACGACCCAAGUAUGCUGCAAGAGAAGCUGAAAUUGUUGCCCAGGCAGGACGGAAACAUGCCAUUACCAUCUCUACAAAUAUGGCAGGCAGGGGCACAGAUAUAAUCCUUGGAGGAAAUCCAAAAAUGCUUGCGAGAGAAAUUAUAGAGGAUAGCUUACUUUCAUUUUUGACACAAGAGGAUCCAAAUGUUGAACUUGCUGAUGAGGCUAUUUCUCAAAAGGUGCUUCCAAAGAUAAAGGUUGGAUCAUCGUCACUGGCCUUAUUGGCUAAGACAGCCUUAAUGGCCAAAUAUGUAUCCAAAAGUGAGGGUAAUAGUUGGACAUACCAGAAGGCUAAAUCUUUUAUCUUGGAGGCUGUUGAAAUGAGUCUUUCUUAUACUUUCAAGGAGCUGGAUAAGCUUGCUAAUGAAGAAUCUGACAUCUACCCUCUUGGUCCAUCAGUAGCACUUGCUUAUCUGUCAGUUUUAAAGGAUUGUGAGGAACACUGUAUGCAUGAAGGUUCUGAGGUAAAAAGGCUUGGGGGUCUUCAUGUGAUCGGUACAUCUUUGCACGAGUCCCGGAGAAUAGAUAAUCAGCUCCGUGGCCGAGCAGGAAGACAAGGGGAUCCAGGAUCAACGCGAUUUAUGGUCAGCUUGCAGGAUGAGAUGUUUCAAAAAUUCAAUUUUGAUACCGAAUGGGCAGUGAGACUUAUCUCAAAGAUUACAAAUGAUGAGGAUCUGCCAAUUGAGGGUGAUGCCAUUGUAAAGCAGCUUUUGGCACUGCAAAUCAAUGCUGAAAAGUUCUUCUUUGGUAUAAGAAAGAACCUUGUUGAGUUUGAUGAAGUAUUGGAGGUACAACGAAAGCAUGUUUAUGAUCUAAGGCAGUUGAUCUUAACAGGAGAUGAUGAAAGCUGUUCCCAACAUAUAUUCCAGUACAUGCAAGCAGUGGUGGAUGAGAUUGUCUUCAGUAAUAUUGAUCCACUUAAGCAUCCAUGUAGCUGGGGUUUGAGUAAGCUAUUGAAAGAGUUUAUGACUGUUGGUGGAAAGCUGUUGCAUGAAUCUUUUGGAGGAAUCAGUGACGACACUUUACUAAAUUCACUUGGGCUACUUAAUGAUGUGAGUUCAGUUGAUGUUGUCAACUUUUCCCUCACGAAUUUGCCACCUCCUCCAAAUGCCUUCAGGGGAAUUCGGAGGAAGAGCUCUUCAUUAAGACGAUGGCUUGCUAUUUGCUCUGAUGAUGUAAUUGGGAAUGGGAAGUAUCGAACAACUUCUAAUCUUCUGCGCAAGUAUCUUGGGGAUUUUCUAAUUGCUUCAUAUUUAAAUGUUGUUGAAGAGUCUGGUUAUGAUGAUAGACAUGUAAAGGACAUUGAGAGAGCUGUUCUUUUGAAAACUCUUGAUUGUUUCUGGAGAGAUCAUCUUGUAAACAUGAAUAGGCUCAGCUCUGCGGUGAACGUUAGGAGCUUUGGCCAUAGAAAUCCCCUUGAAGAGUAUAAAAUUGAUGGUUGUCGGUUUUUUAUCUCAAUGCUCAGUGCAACUCGAAGGUUAACUGUAGAAGCACUGCUGAAGUAUUGGACAUCUCCAAUGGAAUCCCAGGAACUAUUUUUAUGAUAGAAGUAGAUAAUUCAAGCAAAUUCUGCAAAGCCAAUUUUUUGCACAAUGUUAUUGGUGUUUCAAUUGGUCGAUCGGUUUGCAUGAUGUAGAUACCAUACCAAGGUUGGGGGUCAAUACCAUUUCCCUUCUGCAGAACAGCCUUAGGUGCACAGGGUUCCUUCAUCUCCCAGUUCCUUUUUUCUGGUUUGUGGAAUUUGCUUGGGAUAUACAUGGACAUAGUCACUAUGAUUUGUUGUCCUGAGUGUGCAUGCCCAUGCACCAUAUCAAGGUAAAUGCGUGACAAAAAAUUGUACUAUCUGCUUUGAUUGAGGCCUGGAGAAUGGUUUUAAAUUUUCUUUUUCCUCCCUCAUUUCAAGCAGCCAUGGUAGGGCAAUCGGAGGAGCCGUUCCUAUUCGUGCUAGUGGUUUUACUUAGAUUACAUGAUUUUUGUUUAUUAAAAUGAGGGUUGCAUGGUGAUGGUGCCUUGACGAGGUUUAGCAAGAGUCCUGCCUAACACGAGAAGCAAAUGCCCUUCCUGUCAAUAUUUGUUCUGAAAACAAUACGAGGCCAAUUAAUAUGUGCAACAUCAAGCAUAAUCAAUUUUCUUUGGCAUUGGUCAGUUGAGGACCGCAACUGAAAAUUAGUUGAUCAUGUUUUCUCGUGAUUAAUUGUAAUUUUAUCCAUUUGUUAGUUUUGUAAGAAAAAAAAAUACAGAAUGUAAUUGUAAAAUAUGAAAUGUGUAUAAUAUAUAUAAUGAUUUGCAUUUGAAGGUUGUUAAUUUUUCUCUUC